GUUUGCUCGCGGAUGGCUUCAAUUCUCGAGAAAUUGUCCACCCUUCGUACAAUAAUUCGACAGAAUGGAGGUCUUUAUGGAACGGAUGAGCUUAAGUGGGGAAAACAUGUGGGAACUGACUAUCUGGGUAACAAAUACUAUGAAAAUAACAAAUACUUCAUGGGGAGAAACCGUUGGGUUAUUUAUGGAAACCGCUUCGGCUGGGAUUAUGAGGGUUCUCAAGUUCCACCUGAGUGGCACCGUUGGCUUCAUCACAUGACCGACGAAACACCAGUUGAUAAACCACCAGACAAGAAAAAUUGGACAUUGCCUCAUUCUGAGAACACAACUCUAGAUGCGACUAAGAAGUACAUCCCGUAUUCGACUACACGUCCAAAAGUUGAGCCAUGGAAACCAACUUGA
Molecule: messenger RNA, 402 nt
Organism: Echinostoma caproni
Lineage: Eukaryota; Metazoa; Platyhelminthes; Trematoda; Plagiorchiida; Echinostomatidae
Source: the annotation of a GenBank genome assembly